GGCCUCACAUAACUAGUAUAUAUAAAGAAGAGAAGCCUGUCUAUAUAUUCUGUGUAAUUUUUCUACGAAAUGGUAUUAAUCCCCGCCACUGGUUGCAUGAUUUUUGUCUUUCUUUUUCUUCUAUUAAAAUAUAUUUUUCUUGAGUCGAGGGUCUAUCGGGAACAACCUCUCUACAUUAUAGGAUAGGAUUUGUAUUAUGUUGUCGAUGAUUGAAAGUGAAAGUGAAGAUGAAGAAACAACUGCCUCUGAUGAAGAAUUUCUAGGAAGUGUUCAAGAUUUUGAAUUAGAGUUCUACGACGAUGGUUACGACGAGGACAACGAGGAUAUGGAGGAAGAUGAUGUUGAUCCAGAUGAAUUAUCUUACGAGGAAUUAAUUGCUUUAGGAGAAUUUGUUGGAGUAGAGAACAGAGGAUUAUCUGAAGCAGAAAUAAGCAAAUCCUUGCAUUCUUCUACAUUUCAAUCCAAUAAUUCCAAGACACUUGUUGACAAGUGUGUGGUGUGUCAAUUGGAAUAUGAAGAAGGAGAGAAGCUAGUAGCACUUCCAUGUGAUCAUCACUACCAUUCAGAUUGUAUAAAAACAUGGCUUCAGAUAAAGAAGAUUUGUCCCAUAUGUAAUGAUGAGGUCUCAUCCGCUAAUGUGACCAAGGAUCUAUAGAUCUAUGUCACUCGUAUUAAACCAAGUUCUUGUAUUGAAAUCAGUCAAGAUUUAUUGAAUAUGACAAUGGAAAUUUGGAACUGGAUUAAGCGCACAAGUUUUCAAAACAUAUUCUACUAACAGAAAUUCAAUUUGAAUUGAGGGGUAUGACCUUCAUGUUCUCUGUAUUAUACAUCCAUGGAUAAAUUUGUAUAUUUGUAUAUGAACUCCCAUUCUAUCCAAAAUAAAAACAACUUUCGUUUCCAAGUUUA
This is a messenger RNA of Lycium barbarum (goji berry), 906 nucleotides long. RefSeq names its product E3 ubiquitin ligase BIG BROTHER-related-like. The record is from RefSeq and is a predicted model, not a curated record. Gene Ontology annotation, molecular function: ubiquitin conjugating enzyme binding; ubiquitin-protein transferase activity. Bases 197 to 655 code for a protein of 152 amino acids. Gene Ontology annotation, biological process: negative regulation of organ growth; protein ubiquitination. Lineage: Eukaryota; Viridiplantae; Streptophyta; Magnoliopsida; Solanales; Solanaceae. The transcript has 7 exons.